This is a messenger RNA of Diaporthe citri, 1437 nucleotides long. RefSeq lists its product as uncharacterized. Gene Ontology annotation, cellular component: 90S preribosome; nucleus. The record is from RefSeq and is a predicted model, not a curated record. Gene Ontology annotation, biological process: maturation of SSU-rRNA. The transcript is spliced from 2 exons. Lineage: Eukaryota; Fungi; Ascomycota; Sordariomycetes; Diaporthales; Diaporthaceae. Bases 1 to 1437 code for a protein of 478 amino acids.
AUGCCUAAGCGGAAGAGAGAUGAUCUCCAGGAGAAGCUGGAGCACCACAGCACUGCGCUCUCCCGCGCUUUGAAAGUAGCGAAGGGAUUUGAGAGACAGCGCAUGGCAAAACGGCAGCGCGAUCCCAAGUCAACUCGGGAGAAGAGAGGCAGGAUAGAAAAGGAGAUCGAGGUGUUGAAGUCGCUCGACCUACACUCCGUCGCUCACGCCCAUCUUUGUUCAGCCCUGCUGAGGAUCAAGGCCGUUGCCGAGUCCCCGAGACUACCAGACGAGAUCAAGCACGGCGUCCCAAAACCCGACCUCACGGAAGAAGAGCGAGCGGCCCUACACAAUGUCACCAGUGGACUCUACAAUCAGCCCAAGGUCCGGACCACGUUGGACGCAGCCGUUGCCGACAUUUGUCGCGUGCUACAGGUACCAGUGCCCGAAAAAAAGGGCAAAUUGAAGAGGGGAGACAAGAAGAGCGAGCCGGCGACCAGGGAAGACACAGAGGAACAGCCCGCGGACAGGGCUGCGAAGAGUGCACCGGAAGAAAAGAAGGCCAAGCCAGAGGAGAAGCCGGCCAAGGAUGAGGUUUUGUCAGGGGAUCAGUCAUCGGAUGACGAGGAAACCGAAUGGGGCGGCCUCUCCGACGGCGACGACGACGAGGAUGAGGAGCUAGUAGAAAAGGCCCUUUCGCGGUUUGAGGACAGACUCGGGGGCUUUGAUUCCGACGAAAAGGCCGAUUCCGACGAUGAAGACGACUACGAUACCGCAAAUGAGGAGCUCGACCCCAUGGAAAUCACAGACGAGUCCGCAUCCGAGGAUUCGGAGGACGAUGGGCCGGGGACACAGUCCGGGGCGGAUGAGGACGGAUCGAGCGACUCAGAGGAGGUAUCUGUGUCUGUGUCUGUGUCUGAAUCUGGGUCCGAGUCCGCGUCCGAGUCUGAAUCUGAUUCUGAUGUCUCCGCCAUAUCACCGCCGCCCAAAACGUUACGAAAGGAACCCAAGAAGGGAGGCUACCUUCCCAGCUUAAUGGGAGGGUAUAUUUCCGGCUCGGAAUCCGAUGCGUCUGACAUUGAUGUGGCGCCAGCUGCACGAAAAAAUAGAAGAGGCCAGCGAGCUCGACAGGCGAUAUGGGAAAAGAAGUUCAAGGCCAAGGCCAAGCAUCUAAGCCAGGAAAAGGCCGGUCGGGAUUCUGGAUGGGAUUUGAAACGCGGCGCGGUGGACGGCAGCGACAGGACGCCGUGGAAGAAAGGGAUCAAGGCGCCAUUCGAGAGGAGGUCUGAUGGCCAGCGCGAUGAGCAGGAACAUGCCGCGCCCGAGCCGAGGCGCCCAAGGCCGCCGACGAAGAAGGACGACGAAGGCCCGUUGCAUCCUAGCUGGGAGGCGCGGAAGAAGGCGAAGGAGGCGCAACAGACGGCGGCUUUCCAGGGCAAGAAGAUUACAUUUGAUUAA